AUGUGGCUUCUCAACGCUCGAACAUAUAGAAUAAAGCAUUUCACGAUCCCCCCGCCUUAUGCCAUCUUGUCGCACCAAUGGGGUGAUGAGGAAGACGAGAUAUCCUUCGCAGACAUUCGGAGGACACGGGAGGAAAGUCAAGCUCGCGUACGCCGCAAAGCUGGCUGGAGAAAGUUGCAGGGCUGUUGUGAACAGGCAUUAAAGGACGGACUAGAAUAUGUCUGGAUUGAUACCUGCUGCAUCAAUAAGGAAAGCAGUGCCAAAUUGACGGAGGCCAUCAAUUCCAUGUACAGAUGGUAUAAAAAUUCAGUCGUGUGCUAUGCCUUUCUCUACGACUUUGCAGCCCCGGAAGGCAUCGAUAAAAUGCUAAAAAGUCGUUGGUUUUCGAGGGGUUGGACGCUUCAGGAGUUGAUUGCGCCCCAGGAUGUUUUCUUUUACGACCGCGACUGGCACUACUUCGACUGCCGCUCCGAUCGAUUCAGUGAGAUUUCCCUAGCUACACAUAUCAGUAUGGGCCUGCUAGGCGGCUUUGAAAGCAUCGAUGAUUACAGCGUUGCUGUUAAGAUGUCCUGGGCCUAUGGACGUCAGACGACACGGGAGGAAGAUGUUGCUUACUGCCUGAUGGGUCUAUUUGAUGUAAAUAUGCCUUUGUUGUAUGGUGAAGGCAGGAAAGCGUUUAUCAGACUACAGGAAGAAAUUAUCAAAAACGCCGAUGACCAGACAAUUCUUCUAUGGGACCCUUUACCACCAGACAGGACGAGGAUAUCUGGGAUACUGGCACCAGAACCUUCCUGUUUUGGGAGGACAUUCGCCUUCGAUAUCAUCAACUAUAAGACGGAGCCGUUUCAGAUGACCAACAAAGGCCUCUCAUUGACAACGAGACUCUCCCCGUACAACGAUGACAUCUACGUCGCCUGGCUUCAGUGCGGAACGGCUUCUGCUGCAAUAGGAAUAUUCUUACGCAGACUUGCGAAAGGCGACCGGUUUGCUAGGGCAUAUCCUCACGGAAGCAGCACUUGCAUUGAAGGGGGCUCGAUAAGCACGUCUUUUUCCGACAAACGUCAUAUUUUUGUGGCCAAAGAAAUUCCAGCGUCUCGAGAGGCAUCUACAUGGAUGUAUACACUCUCCUCUCACUGCUCAGAAAAGAUUCUUCUGAAUACCGUCUGGUAUCCGAGCAGGUAUGAGAUCGACUUAAUGGAUGCCCUUAAACACGAAUCGGAAGCUGCAUUUGGUUCUAAUUUGGUUGCACACUGGAAUCUUAAUAGGGCUUGCUUAUGGAUGGUGUACGGCUUCGACUUCGACCUCAACCCUGUUUGUGUCUUCUACAGAAAAUCUGUCUGUUCCCAUACCUUCGGUGAAAUUUUGGGAGGCGGUGCACCGUUCAAGAUCCUAGGUGACAUCAAGGAUGAUGUAUGUCUUAGUUGGAAGGAGUUCGUCGCAGCUUCAGAUAGCGGCCGGCUCGAUAUGGAUCUACUACGUGAAGGGGUGCUAGCGCUGAAGGACAUUACACAGCGUGGAUUACAUGUAAAACUCACAUUCGGGAGGGAAUGCGAACCGCGCCACCUUUCUGUGCGAGUUCGACUUGAAUCCUCGCCUCACCUCUUUUUCGGUUUUAAGAACUUACCUAGCGUCGAUAAUCCAGGACCAAAUGGUUCAUGA
Molecule: messenger RNA, 1659 nt
Organism: Exophiala spinifera
Lineage: Eukaryota; Fungi; Ascomycota; Eurotiomycetes; Chaetothyriales; Herpotrichiellaceae
Exons: 1
Coding region: 1-1659 (552 amino acids)
Source: RefSeq, a predicted model, not a curated record